Messenger RNA from Oncorhynchus keta (chum salmon), 1589 nucleotides. RefSeq names its product integral membrane protein 2B-like. Gene Ontology annotation, molecular function: amyloid-beta binding. The record is from RefSeq and is a predicted model, not a curated record. Gene Ontology annotation, cellular component: Golgi apparatus; plasma membrane; extracellular exosome. Bases 280 to 1041 code for a protein of 253 amino acids. The transcript is spliced from 6 exons. Lineage: Eukaryota; Metazoa; Chordata; Actinopteri; Salmoniformes; Salmonidae. Gene Ontology annotation, biological process: negative regulation of amyloid precursor protein biosynthetic process.
CAUUUAAUCAACACGUUUUUAUUCCAUACGAUAAAUGCCUAUCUACCAUUAAAUAUAUUUGAGAUUGUACUGCCCCCCAGUGGGGAGAAAAAAAACGUUCAAGAAAGUUUGUAAAAUCGUAUAGGUUCUUGAAUGCAGCCAAAUGCCUGCAAUCACUCAUGUGACCCGUUCGGGAUGUUUUGUGUUUUUUUUUAGCAACGUCAUUGUAAUCAGAGGCCGCACGAAGACAUUCCUGCAGAAGGUGAUUUCGUCGCUUGGUCUAACAUUUAGGUUUAAAAAAUGGUGAAAGUAACAUUUAACUCGUCCUUUGGACAAAGGGAUUUGAAGAAAGGAUGCAAUGCCGAAGCGCUUAUUCCGGAGGAGAGGGACCUGGAGGAUGGCAUGCGAGUGCGUCGCCAGUCCAAGGUGUGCUGCUGGUACAGGUGCCUGGGCCUGGCUCUCAUGCUGUCAGGUGUGGUGGUGGGAGGGGCCUACCUUUACAAGACCUACAUACUGGAGCGCAGGGUGUAUUGGUGCGGGGUGGAUUACCUUGAGCAGGACUACAUGGUUCAGGACGAGGACGUCUUGCCCUCUGCGCUGAGACACAUCCAGGAGAGCAUCCGUGUGCUGGAGGAGGUGGAGCUAAUCAACGUGCCUGUGCCCGAGUUCUCAGACAGCGACCCGGCCGACAUCGUCCAUGACUUCAAAAGCAGGCUGACAGCCUACCUGGACCUGAGCCUGAACAAGUGCUACGUCAUCUCCCUCAACACCUCCAUCGUCAUGCCCCCCAAAGACUUGCUGGAGCUGCUCAUCAACAUCAAGGCUGGUACCUACCUUCCCCAGUCCUACCUGGUCCAUGAGCAGAUGAUGGUGACUGAGCGUCUGGAGAACGUUGACCAGCUGGGAUACUUCAUCUACAGCCUCUGCAAGGGCAGAGACACCUACAAGCUGGAACGCAGAGAGACCAUACUGGGCAGGGAGAAGCGUGAAGCCCUGAACUGCAGGACGAUCCGUCACUUUGAGAACAAGUUUGUGGUCGAGACACUCAUCUGUGAUCCUUAAAGUGAAAGGGGACUGGCUGCUUCAGACAAUCCAUGUAUAGUUUCACUCACUGUCUGCAGUGAGAUUUUUAACCCUUCUCUCUCUCCCAUAUCACCCCUCAUAGAUUCUUUACUAUUCUGUACUGCUGGUAGUUUUGAGAGUUGUCAAAUUUAAGUUCAGAUGAUUCCAAGUCAAUACUGUUGUAUAAAACUAAUGCAUUUUUCACUUUGUGUAAAGUACCAUUUUCAUUUGGGGGCAACUCUUCUCUUCAAAGAAUAAGAUAUGUGUUCAGCUUUUCUUUACUCUGGGGUUUAUUAUUGUUAAAGAAAGUGUUUAAACGGACACUUAAGUCAGUUAAUUACACUUAUCAGGUAUAACUAGAUUGAAAUAUAAACUCAAUGAGAAUAUGCUUACUUUAGCAUAGAAAAUUAAUGAUUUUUGUAUCUGCUGUCACAAGUACAGUGGGAUGAAACAAGAGGAAUCUCUGAAAACAGAGCACGUGGUAACUAACAUGUUAAUAUAGUCUGUAAAAAGGAAGAUUAAUACCACAAUAAAUCUUAAUCGUUUUA